AUGGCAUCUGUGGCAGAUGCAACACCCUUCCUUGGCGUAGCUCUGAACCGAGAUCUUACCACAUUGGCAGGACCUAUUUUGGUGAUAUGGCUUUUGGUAGUAUCGUAUAGGUAUGCCUACUGGACGAACAUCCCGAAGAUUGAUGGUAUUCCUGAGAUUCCUGGGGCGAGGCCAUUCCUUGGUCAUCUCCAUCUGCAUGCCGGAGUGAGCAGCGUCAACGAUGGGGCGCUCUGGGCAUCUUGGGCAAAGAAGCAUGAUGCACCCAUCUUUCAGAUGAAAUAUGGCCAGAUUCGAGUUGUGGUCGCCAAUACAUUUGCCGCCAUCAGAGAAAUAUUUGUUACAAAUGCACGUAAAACUUCGGAUAGGCCGAGACAAUAUAUGUUUGAGCAAUACGUCGGAUACGACCUUGGAACCCAUUCCCUCGAUGAUAAUUUCAAGCAACAACGGCUGGCCGGAAUUGCCUCUGUCCAACCUCGGAAAUGGCCCUUAUUCUACGCUGGUUUUAAUCGAGAAGCCGACAGACUUAUCGCCAGCCUCGCUCAAGACGGAGAGUACGGGGCACAGCCGAUGAACCCCUUCAGAUACAUGCAGCUGAUGUCUAUGAACCUAUCCUUCCAUAUCACGUUCGACAAGCACUUCGAUAACGCCCAAGAUCCGUGGUUGAGAGACUAUGUUGACAAUGCGGUGAAGAUCUCAAAGGUUCGGGGAGCUUCGAACACAUACUCUGAUUUCGUGCCGCUACUCCGAUGGCACCCAAAGUAUCGCAGAAUGGGGCAGGAGGCACAAGCUGCAUCACAGAAGAGAUCUCGAAUGAUACAAGUUGUCCUUGAAGGCCUGAAGGAACGCAUAGCGAAAGGAGAACAGCCUAAUUGCAUUGCAGCAUCUGUGUUGGCUGACGAGAACAGCAAAUUAAGUGAGGCUAACCACGCUACAGCUGGUGCAAUUAAAUGCUCAACAUCCAUGGUACAGGGAGGGCUUGAGAGCCUACCAGCUCAUGUCCUCGCAGGAAUGGGUGGGCUCACCUCGGCAGAAGGAAUCAAAAUACAAGAGAAGGCUUAUCAAGCAAUUCUUGAAACUUAUCCCAAUGGGGAUGCUGCUGAACAUGCCUUUACGGAAGAGAGUGUGCCAUACAUCGUGGCAAUAUAUAAGGAGAUCCUGCGCAACUAUACUGUGUUGCCUUUCAGCCUGCCCCGUCAGGCUACCGAGGAUAUUCAGUUAUCAUCAGGUGCAAUAAUUCCCAAAGGGACAACAUUGUACAUGAAUUCAGAGGGUGGGAACCAUGAUGAAGCGCAUUUCGGAGAGAACGCGGGCAAGUUCGAUCCAGAGAGAUGGUUACGCGAUGACAAGCUUAACGAGUCUGGAUACGCUACGAUAUCAUAUGGGGUGGGAUCACGUCUUUGUCCAGCUUGGAAUAUUGCGAACCGGAUGAUGUACGGCCUGAUCUUUCGGACGAUUCUCGACUUUCAAUUGCGUGCUGACGAGAGCGAUCCACCUCCAAAAUCAUACCAAGAGUUUGGCGAAACUCCUGCCGGACAUAUCAACAAGCCGAAACAGUUUCGAGUACGAUUCAUCCCAAGAGACCCUGAAAGACUGAAGGUCAAAGUUGCGAGCAUCAAGGCAUAG
Messenger RNA from Capronia coronata CBS 617.96, 1623 nucleotides. RefSeq lists its product as uncharacterized. The transcript has 6 exons. Gene Ontology annotation, molecular function: monooxygenase activity; iron ion binding; heme binding. The record is from RefSeq and is a predicted model, not a curated record. Bases 1 to 1623 code for a protein of 540 amino acids. NCBI's taxonomy places the organism in Eukaryota, Fungi, Ascomycota, Eurotiomycetes, Chaetothyriales, Herpotrichiellaceae.